AUGGACCGGAAGAGGCUGCUCAGAGUUUGUCGAAGUGCUAGCGGCUAUGCUAAUGCAUUACAGAACGCAGUUUGAGUGUCUGACUGAAUGUGUCAUCUCCAUCCCAGACACAAAUUUACACACUAUCGCCAUGCUACCGCAGCAGUGAACCUUCUCCACGGCAAUAAAAGAAGCGAUUGCAUAUCUUUCUGUCUAUCCCAGCGCCGAAUACAAGGCAGGUGUGAAUGACCGACGUGGUGCCCAUCACCGCCCUCAGUGAAAUAAAGCUCCGCAUUCUCUGCCACGAUGACAUAGAGAGAAUAAAAGUGCUCUGUGGAGAGUGGUUCCCCAUUGAGUAUCCAGACUCAUGGUAUCAUGACAUCACAUCGAACAAGAAGUUCUUCUCACUGGCUGCCACUUUUAGAGGUGGAAUUGUGGGGAUGAUUGUGGCAGAAAUAAAAAGUAGAACGAAAGUGCACAAAGAGGAUGGGGACAUCUUGGCCUCCAGCUUUCCUGUUGACACUCAAGUUGCGUACAUCCUGAGUUUAGGAGUCGUGAAGGAGUUUCGCAAACAUGGAAUAGGCUCUCUCUUACUUGACAGUUUAAAGGAGCACAUCUCCACCACGGCACAGGACCAUUGUAAAGCCAUCUAUCUGCAUGUGCUCACCACCAAUAACACUGCCAUUUACUUCUAUGAGAACAGAGACUUUAAACAGCACCACUAUUUACCGUAUUAUUACUCUAUACGAGGAGUGUUGAAAGAUGGCUUCACUUACGUCCUCUACAUCAAUGGCGGACAUCCACCAUGGACUAUCUUCGAUUAUAUUCAUCAUAUAGGUUCUGCCCUGGCCAGUCUGAGCCCAUGCUCCAUUCCUCAGAGAAUUUAUAGGCAAGCACAGAAUCUCCUUCGCAGCUUUCUUCCGUGGUCGGGCAUCUCUUCCAAGAGUGGCAUUGAGUACAGCAGAACCAUGUGAGGGUCAUCAGUCCAAGGUAGAAGAGAAUGGUCACACCAGAUGUCUGGAUGCACUAAAUGGGCUAAGACGGAUUGUGAAGACUGACUUUGGAUUCUCCAGUAGUUCAGAGCUGUGUAUUAUAUGUGUACAUUUGAUAUAUAUACGUAUGUAUACUUUAAUUAAUAUAUACAUUGUCAUUAGUAGAUUGCCCUCUUGAUAUAAACUCUCCACUUCAUGCCUGUAUUUCUGCUGCUGUGUAGAAAUUUGCUAGUUUACCCAGACUUUUCAUAUAAAUAGAUUUUUUAUGUGUGCCUCUUCUGUUUAGAGGACUAUUGGGUAUAUGAUGGUAGAAGUAUCUCCCUCAAGAUGCAUACUUUUUGUUUUGGUCACUCAUGCAUGUGUUUUGUUUGUGCACCAGCACCUCGGCAAACGGUAUGUUUCAUCCCACAGUUCGAAGUAUGCAAAGUUUGUGAUUGUUUUUAAUAACUUUUGCACAGAGGCAAUGAAUGUAGUAUUGCGACGAAGGGAAAAAGGCUACAGUUGCAGAAAGCGCUCCACCUCACCAAAUGUUGACGUCUAACAUAUACACUGUUUUUAAGAAUCUUAAAUUAGCGAGAGCAUUUCAUCCUGCCACUCCAUCGUGUGCACUUUUCUUUUAAAGGUGAACUAGAUGAAUGUAGUGGGGCAAAGUGUUUUAAUGUGGUAUGUUACUGUGAAUCAGAAAGUUACACACAAAAUAAAACUGAGAAAUCUGAGAAUCGUCAUCCGCAUUAUGUAACUUAAUGCAAUAUAAUUUAAAAGAUGACCACUUUUCUGCAAUGUUUAGUCUGGUCAUAUUUUUGUUUGAUCAUUCUGUCAUCACGUCUUUGAUCAGAUUACUAUUUCUGUUAAUUACAUAAAAUGGACUUUGUUUCUUCUACUGUGCUUUAUCAUUUAUACUACAUUUCUUUUCAUGUUGAGGUAGAAAUAUGCAAUAUUCCAUCAAUAUGUGAAUAGCUGUUCAUGUGGGAAUGAAACCACUAUCACAUGCUUUAGAUGAAGAUUCUGUGUAACGUCCUUACAAUUUAUCUUUUCUAAUGUUUCAUAAUUUAGUGAAUUGGUGCAUUGUGACGUUUUACGUUUUAUUUUAUUACGUUUUAAUUGUGUUGGUUGUAAACACUGUAAUAGUCCGAUCCAUAUUUAAAAUCCUUCUUUUCCAUGUAAUUCAAAUACAUAGAUAAACUUCCUUAUUUAUCCCCAAAGCAGGCAGUUAAAUAUGUCGACAUGACAUGUUGAAAGUAACUGAAAUGUCACCAAGAAAUGUAUCAGAAUAGAAAAGCCCCCUCUAGUGUCCGUUGAGGGGAUGCAUGACCAUGCAAGAGGUGUUUUUAUUGUAGAUUUAUUUUAUUUGCUCUAAUGAAUGAAACUCUUGUCCCGUUGCAUCUUUACCGUUGUCAGUUACUCAUUUAUGAACUGCUCAUCCGUUCAUGCAUAAAACGCAUUUUGAGAUGAUAGGUAAGAGAGAAAAAAAUAAAGAUUGUGAAAUCAUUACCUUGAAU
Molecule: messenger RNA, 2470 nt
Organism: Triplophysa rosa
Lineage: Eukaryota; Metazoa; Chordata; Actinopteri; Cypriniformes; Nemacheilidae
Gene: naa60
Product: N-acetyltransferase 15 (GCN5-related, putative)
Exons: 7
Coding region: 225-953 (242 amino acids)
Biological process (GO): N-terminal peptidyl-methionine acetylation
Cellular component (GO): Golgi membrane
Molecular function (GO): protein-N-terminal amino-acid acetyltransferase activity; histone acetyltransferase activity
Source: RefSeq, a predicted model, not a curated record